Molecule: messenger RNA, 5386 nt
Organism: Chlamydomonas reinhardtii
Lineage: Eukaryota; Viridiplantae; Chlorophyta; Chlorophyceae; Chlamydomonadales; Chlamydomonadaceae
Exons: 7
Coding region: 613-4410 (1265 amino acids)
Biological process (GO): cGMP biosynthetic process; intracellular signal transduction; receptor guanylyl cyclase signaling pathway
Molecular function (GO): guanylate cyclase activity; peptide receptor activity
Source: RefSeq, a predicted model, not a curated record
GCCAACGCGCAACCUUCGGAGAGCGCAGCGGUCAAUGUGAGUGAUACUAGUUACAGGUUGGCUCGAAGUGCAUGUGCAGACAACCUACAACUAUUUUGUUUGUAAGUUGGGGUUGUGUGCUUCUUUUUGAUGAUUGAAGGGGAACGCAGCCUUUAUGGGGCAGAGGAUUGUCGUGUAACCAAAACCUGCAAAUCAUAUGUAGCCCCUAUGUAUAGAGCUCUGUCAACUCUAUAUGCUCGUAGCAAAUAUAGCGGCGAAGGAGUCAAACUCCAGGUACCAUUGCCAACGCUGGACAGGUUCUUCCUAAGCGACGCCUCGAGAUGUCUUUGUAAAACACUCAACAUUCUAGGAGACGAGCCACUAUUUCGCAAUAUUUCUGAAACUAUUACUUGGCUUGCCAGCGACGCGUCCUACGACCUUGUGACAAGCUUUGCCCCGCGGCCUUCAAUCUGAACUCUUCUGUGACCAAAUAUAGCUGCACAUAGGCAUCUGAGCGCCGAGGCGCAGUCCAGCAGGACUUGUCAGCUUCGAGGCGCAAUGGGACGCGCGCUCCCGUUAGCUAUCGUGCCCUUGUAGGGACCUCCAGGGGCCGCUCAGCGGCCCAGGAGGACCAUGGGGCUAUUCGACUGCAUAUGCGGGCCGCGCGGUGGGGCGAAUGGUGUUCUGCCACUCGAGCCUUCCACGCCUCCGGGCUUGGACUCUUCCGGCAGGGAGCUGCUAGGCCAUGACCAUAUCAGUGGUGGGAAGCAGCCGCUGGCGGAGCGGAAGCAGCAGCUCGGCGAUUCCCCUGCUAUCGGACCAGGCCUGCUCUCCAGCACGGAAACCAGCCUCUCGCCAGCUUCUGGACACGCUGGAGGGUCAUAUCCUCACAGCAGGUCUCGCCAGCGGAGGCAGAGUAUGGAGGCAACGGAAGCUCUGAACACCACGUUGGAAAUGGCCCGGCAGCGGCGAUUGUCUAGCAACUGCUACGAGCAGACCUCCACGUCGGGGCAGUCUCAAAAAGGCUUCAUGAACUGGGGUUGGCUCAAGGGCUCAGGGAAGCAGUCGAAGCGCCUGGUGCCUGGUAACCAGGUCGCUGCGGAGCCGGUGCCUUCGAACCGCUUGCGAGCGGCCGGCCGCGAUGGCUCCAUCAACACUGCAGAGCUGUUGCAACGCCGCGGCUUCCCUGUGCACUACGCCAAGGACAUCCACAAAUCAGUUUCAACGUCCACGACGAAGCCGAUCGCGGUGCUGGGCUUGGAGCCCUCUAGCGACGGAGGGGGCGAGGGGGGAGGCGUGGCGAUGGAGGCAAAACCGUCCGCGGACGGCUCGCCGGACUCGUUGUCCCGUCGAAACCACAACAAGCUGUUCCCUCUCUACGUCAACGGCGUGGCGAAGUCUUAUUUCAAGAUUAGCGCCAGCCGGGACUAUGCUCAGGUGCUGCGACGUCUCCUUCGGAGGGACCCGCUGCUCACGUUCGCGCUGCAGAAGGCCAUCCGGAAUCUCUCGAUGGGCGACUGCAAGCCGGUCAGCCACGUCACUUCGGACCCCACGGGCGCGUCCGCGUCGCUCUACGGGCUGCGCAUUACGCCCUGCGUUUGGUCGGACACCAAUGGGCACAAGCUGCCGGCGCUAUUGCUGGAGCACAACGUUCCCUAUGACGCCUCCGACGUGAUGCCGCGCCUGCUGCGCGACUACGCGGUGCUGUCGCACGUCCCCUCCAUCCUCACGCUCAUCGACUUCAACGGACACGUCUUGUAUCAGAACGCCGCAAGCAUAGACUACUGUGGCGACCUCACCAGUCACAACGUGGAGACGGGCGACGGGAUGCUGGGCGUGCUCUUCCAGUAUGAGCCGCAGAUGCUGCAAGAAAUGUUGCAGGAGGUCAACGAGGGCAACUACUGGCAGCAGGUUGUCCGGGUGCCAUCGUCGCUGAAGCGGCACAUGAUAUUCGAGACGGAGAGCAGCUGGGGUCACGGCAGUCGCGGCCAUGACCGGAAGAAGCUCAACGUCGCGGUGUCUAAACGCUUCAUCCAGGAUGCGCUUGAACCGGAGUUCCAGCUGGAGAGCUUUACGACGCAGAACGCGCGUAGCCAGCGGAAUAACGCGAGGACUGGGCGGGCGGCGUUCCAGCAGCAGCCCAGCUUGAUGCGGCAAGAGAGCGCGCGGCACCCGCAGCGGCAGGACACGCGCGACAGCGGCGUGGCCAUUGCUGGGCCUGCAGCACUACCGGUGGGGCGGAUGGCUAGCAUUACGGGGGCGGCACCGCGGCUGGGCAGUCACACGCUCGGGCCGGGGGCGUCGCACGUGGUGUUCAACCUGCCCAACCAGUUGGAGGACGGGCACAGCAGCAACCACAUCACGCACGGCGGCUCGUUCUCCACGGGCAUCAGCAAAGCCAGUGCGCCCACGCAGCAUUCGCACCUGACGAAUCAGGGGCAGAACCGGCGCUUCAUGACGCUAAUGCAGUCGGCGGCGGAGCGGCAGCAGCAGCCCAGUUUCACCGGCUCGAUGAACAGCUUCCACACGGAGGGUGAGAAGCCGGACUCGCGGCAGGGCGGGCCGGUGCAGGAGGAGUGCUGGCACGACAUCUCGGCCAUCCCCCUUUUGGACCCGGUGCUGGACAAGCAGGUGAUCCUUUUGCUCCAAACGAACGUCACUGCGCGCGUGGAGCUGGAGAACCGCCUGGCGGAUCUGACGGACGCACAGCUUGGUAUGCUUGAGCAGCUGUUCCCACGGCACGUGAUUGAGUACAUGCUCUCUCACAAGCACGGCUACAAUUCGCGGAAUCUGACGCACUUGGCCAACCACCACGACGAUGUUAUCGUGCUGUUCACGGACGUGGUGGGCUUUACGUCGAUGAGCAAGGAGGUGGAGCCCAGCGAGGUGAUGCACUUCCUCAACGAGCUGUACACCAUUUUCGACGACCUCGUGGACCUGCACGACCUGUACAAACUGGACACCGUGGGCGACUGCUACAUCGUGGUGGCGGGCCUCACCAUGCAGGACGACGACGGCUUCACGUGCACGGUGCAGGGCGACAACGAGCAGCGGCUGCAGCACGCGCAGGUCAUGAUGGACUUUGCAAAAGCCAUCCUGCGCGAGUCGAAGCAGGUGCUCAUGCCGCACAAUCACGCGCCGGUGCAAAUCCGCAUCGGCAUCCACACGGGCAGCUUGGCGAGCGGGCUGGUCGGGCCGAAAAUGCCCAAAUUCACGCUGUUUGGCGACACCAUGAACACGGCUUCCCGCAUGGAGAGCACGUGCAAGCCAGGCUGCGUGCAGGUCUCGGAGCUGUUUGCGCAGCUGCUGCCGCUGGAGGACUGGGAGGACACGGGCGGUGUGGAGGUGAAAGGGAAGGGCCACAUGCAGACGUACCUGUGGACACCCAAGCCGGAGGACCUCAUUCCUCUCGGCGUGGGCCCGCGGCCGGCGCUGGGCGGGCCCGAGGACGACAGCUCGCUGGACGACGUGCAGGCGCCAGCGCCCAGCGCCAUCAGCAGCGCAGUCACCACCGCUCCAGACGACUCGGCGGCAGACCGGACGGAAAUUGACGGCACCACGCGCUCGACAGCAGCGUCGCCUGCGCGGCCCAAAUCUGGCCGCGCAUCGUACGCACGGCCGAAGAGCAGCCGGCCCAAGAGCAGCCGCUAUGUACGGCCAACGACCGCGCGGAUGCGGGAGAGCCAGAACGGUGGUGUGCACAGCCGGCCGAGCACAGCCAGCAGCCACGGCGGGCUCACGCGGGCGCCCUCGGCGCGCUUGGGCCGCUCGCUGUCGCGGCGAAACGUCAGCUUUCGCUUCCACGGCGGGGACGAGGGGGGCGAGGGGGACGAGGCGGGCGGCGCCGGCAGUACGCCGUUCAUGGCGAUCCUGAACGCAAUCCGCGGCAGCGGCACGGGCGAGGGCGACGAGGGCACGGACGACGAGCUGGAGGGCGUGCCGCGGCGGCAGCGGGAACCAUCGAUGCCGAUGCGGCGGCCCAGCAAUAACGUAAGCCUGAACGGUGGCGCGGGGCCGACAGGCAGCGGCUCGCUCAGUGGGCCCCAACUCUCGUUGACUGGCGGUCUGGCCAGCGGCAGCGGCGGCAGCCGACAGGGCACCCUAAGCGGCGGCCUGCAGCCGGGCAGCCGGGCUGGAACUGCCGGUGGCCCGUUGGCUAACUCAUCCGGCAGCGGCGCUCUGCAAGCGACCAGCAGCGGUUUAGGUGGCGGCGGGAGCCGGGUGGGUACGGCCAGCGGCGGGCAGCCUAGCGUUGUGCAGCACGUGGACCUAGAUGAGGCCAUGGACGUGCUCAAACCUAGCCCCUCCAACCGGCCAUCGGAUUCAUCCAAGCCGUUGAAGGCCGUGCGGCUGUCGCUGACGCCAGAAGCGGCGGGCGGGCCACCUCCGCGGCCAUCGCAGAACGGCGCGCCUGUGCGGACCGCCAAGUAAUGUGUCGCUGUCCAGCUCGAUUUGCAAUGGAUGUGGGCAUUCGUUGUUAGAGACGUAGCAGGUUGAGAGCAUUGAAUGCGUUGUGCAGUUUGGCUGGUGUCAGCCGGAUGUCGGUGUCCGUCUGUGGGCAGGAGUUGUGGACGGCUUGCUGCGAAGCAGGCGCGCCCUGCCCUGCGAAGUGUUGCUAGGAUGCAUAGGCAUUGGCACGGGGAUCGCACCAUGGCCUGCACACGCCUGUUGGCCGUUGGCACAGGUCAGUCCAUGAAGUAUUGUAGAGCCAUAGCGGUGAUGUUCUUGUGUACUGUUCCCAACUGCCGGUGGCUGUGCAUACGUAUGAUUUGGUUGAGAAACACGGACGAGUGGUGUUUGCUUACAUUGCAGGAGCGCCAGAUCGUGCGCGGCAACCCUGGUGAUCCUGUUCGUGUGAUUAUGCAGUUUUUGGCAACCGUCCGAUGACGGCGUGCAGCAGAAAAUGAAAAGGAAGUCCAGCUUCCGCGGGUGUGGUGUGAAUGCUAGGUAGAAGGACUGAGCGGCUAGUACUAAAGCCAGGGUACAGAUAGCGGAGCAGCAAACCUCUAGGCGAUGAUCAAGUAUGAGGCACUGGAUCAAUGGCUGACAAAGAAGAGGAUAAUGGAAGGCAGUGUAUAGGUAGGAGAAGAGUCUGGCAUGGUGACGCAUGUAGGUCAGGCAGAACAGAUCAGGCAAGCUCGUGGUGAUGGCAGUGAGGCAUAAGUCGAUACCGUAUGCAUGUGUCUAUGUGCGCGCGAGGAAGGCUGUAACGCUUCCUCUCUUGCGAUACGCGUCCAUGUCUUAAGGGGCACUUGUCUUGCACCUGAUACAAAGUGGACGCCUGCACUGCUGGAUUGCUGCAAUGCUGCCAUGACACGGUACUCUUGGGACUUGCACAGCGCUACACCACAUAUCUCACGUCCCCGGCCGGCCUCCAUACACCGGGGCUUCCUCUCACUCUGAGCCG